Lindgomyces ingoldianus is the source of this 255-nucleotide messenger RNA. RefSeq lists its product as uncharacterized. NCBI's taxonomy places the organism in Eukaryota, Fungi, Ascomycota, Dothideomycetes, Pleosporales, Lindgomycetaceae. The transcript has 3 exons. The record is from RefSeq and is a predicted model, not a curated record. The coding region runs from base 1 to 255 and encodes 84 amino acids.
AUGACCAGCUUUUUGGACCAACAUUUUACCAAUAUCAAGACUUUACUUCCUCUUCCAAUACGCGCAGCACAUCUUGUCUAUGGGUCGCAUCUCCUGGUCAUCAUCGCCAUCUCAGUCACAUUGUCCCUCGCUCAUCCUUCUCGGACACCCUCCACCUUAACUAGCCAUCCCUCCCCGUCAUUGUUGGCGUUUGGUCGGAUCAUCAAUGUCGGCUGGGUUGUAAUGCAUGUGGUGGCGCUGUGGGCGCGGACAUGA